CCUCUCGUUGUGGUGGACCUGCUGUUUCGCUCCAAGGGGGCUUUCACCGACCUCCCCUUCGUGAUCAACCUCGUGUCGCUGUUUCUGGAUUUAUCGGUGGAGCUUCCCCUCCACAAAGCAUGCCAACGCGGCUCUCUCGAGCUUCUGGAGCGCAUGUGGGGCGCCAGCGAGAAGUUUGUCAACAAUUUCGACUACAAUGAAGCCUGGACGCUGCGCAAAUACAUUCGCACAGACCCACACUAUCGGCAGUUCCAGUUCACGAAGUCUCUGACGGAGGCAACUCGCCUCAAGAACGUGGAGAUGGUCACGUGGUUAGCAGAGAGAUUCCAGGGGUUCACUGUGAAAGAGAGCGUGGUUACGGAAGCUGCACGCGUUGGGUCUAUUGAGAUUCUUCGGCUCUUCCGUGACUAUGACAACAGCUCGGCCGAUCCAAGCAUCCGAGACGCCGGCGUUGGGCUUAAAGUCGAAUGGACUAGCCAACACGCUCUGGCGGCGGCACAAAAUGGUCACGGGCGCGUUAUCUGGUGGCUACAGUUCAAAUGCGGCUAUAUAGAUGUGCGGGCUAGGACCGCUGCUUUGGAUGCAGUGAUAAUCAAUGGCGACAUCGUGUUGGCCGAGUGGUUGUUAGGCCAUUCGACGCCGUGGGCUCAGCACGAUGGGGACCUUCACCCACUGCACCACGCUUCCGCCACUGGGGACCUGGAUGUGCUGGAGUGGAUCUUCAAAAAUACCAAUUUUGUCGUGUACGUUGGCCUGGUGGCGGUAGCGGCAGCAGGGGGGCACCUCAAUGUCGUUCGCUGGCUGAUUGAUCGCCAGGUAGCUGAUCAGCCUAACAGCCCGAAAUACACGAAAGCUGCCAUGGAUGGAGCGGCUGGGAAUGGCCACUUGGCGGUCGUGCAAUGGCUUCACCAACACCGAAGUGAAGGUUGUUCUACGAGUGCCAUGGACGUCGCAGCUACGAACGGCCACUUGGACGUGGUGCAGUGGUUGAGUGCGAAUCGAGAGGAAGGAUGCACCACUGAGGCUAUGGAUGGCGCUGCGAGGAAUGGUCAUCUCCUAGUUGUCGACUUUCUCCACGAUGGCUUGAAUGGUUGUACGACUAGGGCCAUGGAUACAGCAGCAAGCAACGGACAUCUUGCCGUCGUAGAAUGGCUAAGUGACUACCGAUUCGAGGGAUGUACGACUGAUGCUAUGGAUGAAGCAGCUGAAGGGGGUCAUUUGGAUGUUGUAAAAUGGCUACACCGUAGUCGUACCGAAGGCUGCACGGUUAAAGCAAUGGAUAGCGCGGCGAAACAAGGUCAUCUUGGAGUGGUCCAGUGGCUCCACGCGCACCGCUCCGAAGGAUACUCACGAGGGGCGAUUGCUGGUGCUGCGGAAAAGGGGAACUUUGAGGUGGCGAUAUUUCUGCAAUCGCAGUGUCGUUGGCAGUGUACGGAGGACGUGUGGUUUUCGGCGCUUGAAAGCUCCAGUCCAGAGCUGGCGACGUGGAUCCGAGAGCAU
Messenger RNA from Phytophthora sojae, 1500 nucleotides. RefSeq lists its product as hypothetical. The record is from RefSeq and is a predicted model, not a curated record. Gene Ontology annotation, molecular function: protein binding. Lineage: Eukaryota; Oomycota; Peronosporomycetes; Peronosporales; Peronosporaceae. The transcript is spliced from 2 exons. The annotation marks the transcript as partial.